This is a messenger RNA of Tachyglossus aculeatus (Australian echidna), 1585 nucleotides long. RefSeq names its product zinc metallopeptidase STE24 (gene ZMPSTE24). Gene Ontology annotation, cellular component: endoplasmic reticulum membrane. The coding region runs from base 15 to 1442 and encodes 475 amino acids. The record is from RefSeq and is a predicted model, not a curated record. The transcript has 10 exons. Gene Ontology annotation, molecular function: metalloendopeptidase activity. Lineage: Eukaryota; Metazoa; Chordata; Mammalia; Monotremata; Tachyglossidae. Gene Ontology annotation, biological process: CAAX-box protein processing.
AGGGCGUGGCGGCCAUGUGGUCCCCGGUGCUGAGCGCCGUGCGGGACCUGCCCCCGGAGACCCGCAUCUUCUGCUCCGUGCUGCUCUUCUCCUGGACCGUCUAUCUGUGGGAGACCUUCCUGGCACAGCGACAGAGGAGGGUGUACCGGGCCACCACCCAUGUGCCGCAGGAGCUGGGCCAGAUCAUGGAUGCGGAAACCUUUGAGAAGUCUCGGCUGUACCAGCUGGACAAAAGCACCUUCAGCUUCUGGUCGGGUCUGUACUCGGAGAUGGAAGGCACGCUGAUCCUGCUCCUGGGAGGGAUCCCGUUCCUGUGGCGGGUCUCCGGCCGCCUCUGCGCACGGGCCGGCUUUGGGGCCGAGUACGAGAUCACCCAGUCGCUGCUGUUCCUGCUCCUGGCCACCCUGUUCAGCGCAGCGAGUGCCCUCCCGUGGAGCCUCUACAACACCUUUGUCAUCGAGGAGAAGCACGGCUUCAACCAGCAGACCCUAGGCUUCUUCGUCAAGGAUGCCAUCAAGAAGUUUGUCAUGACCCAGUGCAUUUUGCUGCCGGUGACAUCCCUCUUGCUCCACAUCAUAAAGAUCGGCGGCGACUACUUCUUCAUCUACGCCUGGCUCUUCACCCUGGCCGUCUCCCUAGUGCUCGUCACCAUCUACGCUGACUACAUCGCCCCGCUGUUCGACAAGUUCAUCCCGCUGCCCGAGGGAGAACUCAAGGAUGAAAUCGAAAUCAUGGCCAAGAGCAUCGACUUCCCCCUGACCAAAGUCUACGUGGUGGAGGGCUCCAAACGCUCCUCCCACAGCAACGCCUAUUUCUACGGCUUCUUCAAGAACAAGAGGAUCGUGCUGUUCGACACUCUUCUGGAGGGCUACAGCGUGCUCGCUAGUGACCAGCGGGAGGCCGCCGGCUCCGAGCCCCGCCCCGGCGCCGAAGAAGGGGACGGGGCAGAGAUCAAGCCCAAAGUCCAGACUAAGAAACAAGGCUGCCGGAACGAGGAGGUUCUGGCCGUGCUGGGCCACGAGCUGGGCCACUGGAAGUUGGGCCACACGGUCAAAAAUAUCGUCAUCAGCCAGGUGAACUCCUUCCUCUGCUUCUUCCUGUUCGCCGUGCUCAUCGGCCGCCGGGAGCUCUUCGCCGCCUUCGGCUUCUACGAUUCCCAGCCCACGCUGAUAGGCCUCAUGAUCAUUUUCCAGUUCAUCUUCUCCCCUUACAACGAGCUGCUCUCCUUCGGCCUGACAGUGCUGAGCCGCAGGUUUGAGUUCCAAGCCGACGCCUUCGCGAAGGAGCUGGGCAAGGCCAAGGACCUGUACUCCGCCUUGAUCAAACUGAACCAGGACAACCUAGGCUUCCCCGUCUCCGACUGGAUCUUCUCCAUGUGGCACUAUUCCCACCCACCCCUCCUCGAGAGACUGCGGGCCCUGAAGGACACAAAGCAAGACUGAGCCCGUGGGGGGGGUGAGGGACCGUGGGGGGGGUGGGGGGGUAGAGGGGUGGUUAGAUAGUCGAUACGGGGACACGCGCGCACACCCAAACGUGCCAUUUUAAACAUAGAAUCGUUCAGUGCCGAAACCCGGCCGGGCUGAGA